GAAGAGUUCUGCCCCUCUGGCGACGUUCCCUCCCCUGAAGGUGCAGACACCAUCAGCGCCUGCGACAAAUGCGGCAUCUGCUUCACUGAGAUCGCCCAGUACCUCGCCCACAAAAAACUCUGCGGCGCCCGCGGCCGCAUCUUGAUGCCGUACGACCCGCCGGUCAACGGCUACCUGCAGAACGGCUACGACUUCAGCAGGAGCAGCCUCGACGGCAGCCUCGGGAAGGACUACAGCGACGGCGAGGACCGCGACGACAAGGAUGACUUCGACAGCGCCGAGGACGAGGAGAGGCCGAGGAACGAGAGCAUCGAUUUUGAUCACGCCGAUGACAACGAGGGCUCCAGGCGUGGGAGGAAGAGAUCCAGGGACGAAGAAGACGAUUACAAGAAUGAAGAGAACACAAGGUAUCGAUCCCAGAUUCGGUCUGAGGAGAACUUUAUACUUGGGCUUAGGAAUAAAAUGAUAAGUUCAUUAAACAAUUUUAGGGACAAGCCAAUGACGGAUGAGGGUGAAAAGCUAUCUGGGAGUCGAGCGAGGGCGGCCGAUGGCGACGCCCCGAGACAGUCGGAAGAGACGAGCGCCAAGCUCAAGAGGAGGAAAAGCACGGAGGGCGGCGAGCGCCCCACCCCGGGGAGUUCGAGUAAAGGUGCCGACCCCGCAAUAGCAUGGGCGUUGAAAGCGGCCGAAAGAGGCGUAUUCGGGGGCAACAGCAAUGUGACGCUGGAACCCCUGGCGGCAACGAGUGCGGCGGUCGCCCAGUGCAGCGACAGUCUUGUUGGACGUGAGUCCGUACCGGAGGAAGUCAACAUGUUCCGCACGAUGCUGUUUCAACUUCAGCAACAGCAGAUGAUGCAGGUGAGUAGAUGUAGCUGAUAGUGGGUGAGAGUGGGAGUUAAUUGGGUGUGCGGCACAGCUCAAUGUAUGGAGAGGAGGAUGAUGUUGGACGUGCUUCCACUUACUGAACCAUGGGAAAGGACCUUUUACGGGGAAUGAGAGGUCAUCGAGGACAAUAAUAUGGUGUUGGAAAAGGGAGGGGGGGGCCGCUAGGUAGUUGUUUAUCUCAGCCUCUGGGUGCAAUUUAUUGGUUGUUUUAGACAAAUAAAAUAUUAAAAUGAGUAUCUAUAAGUUAUUUGUGAAAAAAUGAGUUAGAUGACAUGAUUAUAAGAUUAUAAUUAAUCAUUUUUACCGUCAUGUGAUCAAUUAUUAUUUCUGGUGUCCUUCCCCCCCUCCCAUCCCCCCAACUUUUUGUUCUCCAAAAUUCCAUAAUUUUGAUUACGCCCCUGCUAGAAGAGUUAUGUAUUAUAUUAUAACACUUAAUCGAAUGACGCAUAUUCCCUUGUCUCAGAUACAAAUGAUACAACAGAUGAGGCGGCAGCUCAUAGCCAGCGGAGUCAACCCCAGCAUGCUCCCGGCUGACAUAGAUCUCAACAUGAUGACCAGCGAGGGCCUCGCCUCCGUGGGUGCUGCCAUGUCCGGCCUCCAGAACGCCACGGCGGCCGCGGCGGUGGCCAGGGACACACUGACGGCCCCGUCAUCAUUCAGGUACAGGGGCGCCUCCCGCUCCCCAUCUCACGGGGGCAGGUCGCGUGAAUCGUCCCCGACGUCGUCUGAGAAAUCUCACAGAACAGGCGAUCCCCCUAGCUCCCCCCACUCAGGUAAACCAGAGAAAGACUUUGAUAUCCUCCGAGACAUUUCUAGACUAAAAGAUGAAACACACGGCGGCUACGACAUGUCCGGGAAAUACCUGUCCCCAAACGCCCCUCUAAUGGACUCCUAUUCCAAAGAGCCCGGGGCCCUGUCUCCGCUGACCAGGAACCCCCUGGAGAUCCUCCAGGAAAAGACCGCAGCCUCCCUCUCAUCAAUGCCUCUACCUCCGGGCCUCAGGACGUCCGACAGCAAGGUGACCACCUCCAGUUCCAGCCUACUCAACUCCAGCGCCCUCUUCGCUAGCUCCCCGUCACUUAGCGCCCUGCAAAAGGAGACAGACGCGCUGAAGCCUUCCCCGAUUCUUCCACCUCUGUCCAUUCCUAUGACUGCCGAAGAUUACAAGGGCUAUAUACAGCGGGGCACAA
Messenger RNA from Lymnaea stagnalis (great pond snail), 2075 nucleotides. Lineage: Eukaryota; Metazoa; Mollusca; Gastropoda; Lymnaeidae. The record is from the annotation of a GenBank genome assembly.